AAAUUACGCACACCGUACUAAAAAAAUUUAGACGUGGAAUUCGCCGGCGUUUAAUCAAAAAAAUACAAAGAAAGUAUAGAAAACGAUGAAACUUCUGUAUCUUACAUUAUUGGGCUUAUUAUUGCUGAGUUAUCAGUCAGCAGGAAAGAAAUCUAAUGAAUAUGAUGACAAUGAUUUUGCAGAAUUUGAAGAUGAUGAUGGUGAAGUAACUGUAGAAGAGGACGCAGAUUUUCCAUCCGAGUCUGAAGACACUCCACAGCAGCAACAACAACAACAACAAUCUGAUCGCGUGCAGCAAGAUGUCCAAGAUGAUGAAGAUGAUGACGACGACGGAACAGUUGAGACAGAUGAGGAUGAAUUUGAUCAUUUUACUGACGAGGAUGAAUUUGAAGGAUUCGAUAGAGACAUUCAUCCAGCUAAAGGCAAAUCACAUGAAGUUCCUGACCUCAAAAUUGCCAAGGUACCAAUACAUUUGAGAACAAACUGGGACAGUUUUUACUUGGAGAUGCUCAUGCUGGCAGGAUUGGGUGUUUAUUUUCUGAACUUUCUGGCAGGAAAAACGAAGAACAGCAAACUAGCACAGGCGUGGCUUACAUCACAUAAACAGUUACUAGAGGAUAACUUUACUAUUGUUGGUGAUGAUGGCACAUCGAAGGAGGUGACGUCGGGAACGUUGAUGAAGGAAUCCGAAAAUAUAUACGCAUUAUGGUGCAGUGGUAGAAUGUGUGUCGAAGGAAUGUUGGUCGAGCUGAAACUGAUCAAGCGACAGGACCUCAUUAACGUCAUGUCCACUAUGCUUAAACCAGCCGCUGACCAAAUUGUUGUAAAAGUAAGCAUGGACCCGUCGAUGGAGAAAUUCUGUUUCUGUAUUGCUCAGAAGAAAGUCGCUGCCAAAAUGCAAAAAGAUCUUCUGGAUUUAAGCCAGUUUACGGAGAAGAAAAAUAUUGAUAAAUAUAACAUCCCAUCAAGCUUCCAACUUCUUAGUGAGAUAGGGGAGGCAACUGCUAUGGUGCUAGAUAAGAAAGUAUGUCAAGCUCUUGAUCGCUUUGAGAACCAGAUUGAAUCCAUCCAUAUCUCAGACCAGUAUUCCGGACCUAAGAACCAGUAUGAUGAUAACCAAACCAAGAUGCCAGAAGUAAAGCAAACCAUUGUAUUCUGUUUUAAUGUGGCUGGUAAAGGUAAGACUAAGACAACGGACAUGGAGAACAUGAAGCCAUUGAUGCAGCUCGUCUUCUACGUCGUGGAUAAAGUCGCUAGGGUCUCGCUCAGCAAGGAGGGUAAACAGAAGGCCGAGAAGAAUCGCCAAAAGGCAGAGGAAGUUUUCCUUAAGUCUGCCCACGCCCAGCGACAGGAGGCUGCCCAACUGAGACGUGAGGAAAAACGUAGAGCCGAGAAAGAAAGAAUCAUGAACGAGGAAGAUCCGGACAAGGCGAGAAAGUGGGAGGAGCGACAGAACAAGCAGGAGUUGAAAAGGAAGCAAGCCAAAACCAAGAUGAUGAAAGUCAAGGGCAUGUAACUCUUAAAGUUUGCCUCAGUAUGUUGUCUCCCCUAACUUCUAAAGAAAUAACCAAUGAAAUCGUUCAAUUGUGUGUGUAACAUUUUUGAAUUGUUCACAAGGAUAUACAAAAAUAUGAUUGACUUGAAAAAAGAAGACAUUUGAAAAGUGAAAAGAUGAAAAUCAGGGGCAAGUAACUCCGAGACUGUUAUUGUCCUAUGUACAUAAACUUGAAAACUAACCAAAACGUUUAUGAAAUGUUCCUUACAGUUUGCAAUACAGGAAAGAAUGGCAUGAAUUUUAACAGUGAAAAUAAACUUCACAAUCUAAAUACAGCCAUAUUGAUAAUCAUAUUAAAUUCUUAGGUCCUAGUAGAUUUAGGGCUGGAUAUGUUUGUAAAUUUUGAUUAACCCUGAGUAUAAAUAUAUUUGUCAUUUAUUUAUUCAGAAUUGUUUUUUAUUCCAGAUAUAUUGUCUUCUUUGUGUUUGUAGUUAAUUGCCAAAUUUGAUAAUAAAAAAAAACAAACAAAAAACACUAAACUUUAGUAGGUAAUUGCUAAGUUAGUUACUUUAGUAGUUAGUUGCCUAAUUAAGAAAAAAAACAAAAACAUUCUUAAGUACUUAAAUGCCAAGUAAUGUUAAAAAAAUUUAUACUUCAAUAGUAAGUUGCCAAUUUU
Molecule: messenger RNA, 2171 nt
Organism: Ruditapes philippinarum (Manila clam)
Lineage: Eukaryota; Metazoa; Mollusca; Bivalvia; Venerida; Veneridae
Product: PAT complex subunit CCDC47-like
Exons: 13
Coding region: 86-1516 (476 amino acids)
Biological process (GO): endoplasmic reticulum calcium ion homeostasis
Cellular component (GO): endoplasmic reticulum
Molecular function (GO): calcium ion binding
Source: RefSeq, a predicted model, not a curated record